GUGUCCAGAAGUACGAUGUUACUUCCGUCAGUUUGUGUCCUUGUUGUGGUCUAUUUGAUGUUACUUGGAGGAUCGUCAACAGAUGGCACCAGCAGAGAAUCUAAAAUCCUUAAAAAAUGGAAAAGCAGCAGUGACACAGAAGGAACAAUAGACAAGGAAAGGGAACGUAGAGAUGAAAACAUCGCGAAUACACAUAUACGUAUUGAAAGGGCUGGAGAUUCUAAACAAAAUAAGUUAAUCAGACGAAAGUCAAAGAAGCAACUGAAACGCAAAUAUAUGAAAAAGGAUAAUGUAAACCAAAUCCAUCCUUUACUCGAAGUGAAGGCCCCCUUGGACUACCAUACGCUUAUCGAUUUGUUGAACGCUGGCGUUCGCCAGUCACAACAGCAAGCGUUAAACACUAAAAUUCAGUCAAUGCCUCUCGUUAACGAUCAGAGAGAACCAUUCAGGAACAACAAAUCACAAAAAGGGAAGAAUCACAUUGACGUAAACGUAUCAACCGAAAAUAAACAAGCUGGCAAUCGCAAUUCAACAUCAAAGACUAAUUUACAAUUACUCCAACUCGGUCCAUUUGACACGCCAUCAAAACCAACGCCAACAAAGGACGUUACUCCAUUCACCCGAACUCAAACAUUAAUACACGAACAUGACAAUCGAUAUUCAACAUCAAGGACUAAUCUGCAAUCAUCAGCCCCGGGUCCCUCUGAAAAUCCACUCGAGCGAAUGUCAACAGGGGAUGCUACUCCGACCGCCCGAGCUCAAAAAACAACUCAAGAGCAGAAAGAUAAAGCGUCGCAUACAGAUACUGUGAUAACGCCUCUCUAUUCAAAUGUAUCAUCCGUUGGUGGACGAAUUCGCAAUAAUGUACUUGUUCCGACAGUUUAUACGUCUUUGCAACGCUCUAAGCCAUCAAUACACCAAGCAGAUUCACAGCUAGGUGCAGCAGUAUCACAAAAUUGUAACAAUACACUAGACAUAAUUACAUGUAUGUCAUCAUUUUCAUUGAGAGGUUUGUUUUCACUCAUGAAUCCUACCACAGAAAAUCCCCGAAAAGGACAAGAAGCCCAAGUCGAUACAUUGAAAACGAGACAAGUGAUCAUGUUGGCAAAUAUGUUUAAUAAAUCGCUGUCUCAGACAUGGAAAUUACUAAUACCUCAUCCAAAACUUGUAACUGUACUGGAAAGUCAAACCAAAAGCGAAGGUGUAUUUGAGACACAAAAAGAUGAGGAAACACUAAGGAUUUCAUCUGCUUCACCUCAAUGGUUACUAACGAAACUGAAAAAGAAGAAAGGAAAGGUUUAUACAGAAAGUGAUCAUCGACCGUCUGCCAUAGGGAUAGGAUCAUUUGGCGCUCUUGUCCUCGUCACAAUCGUCGUCGGUAUCAUCAUCUUAGACAGCCGUUCACUGUACAGAGAUAUCAGACGUUUGAAACGUAGCAUUUAUAACUUGUGUAAACCCGUCUACAAACACAAGUUGACUAUUUCAACAAGCAAUAAUAAAGGCGAGAAAUGGGCGUAUGUUAUUCACGAGAGGCAAGUGUGAUGUACAAGAAAUAGACCGAAUCUGCUACAAAGGUUCGAGAGGCCCUUACAGCUGUACGUGAUAUUUCAGACAGAUUGACUAUCAUCAAUAGGAAAGGACAGAUAUUAAAUUGGCGUAUUAGGAUGGUGUUCAUGAGAGGAAAGUGUGAUAUUUGACCAAAAAAAGACAAAAUUCAAACAUAAAUGGAUAGUACAGAUGUUGUUAGCAUCAGUAUUCCAGAAAAGAGAGAAAUGGCCGUAUGCUUUGUUUACGAGAAGCAAGUGUGAUGGACUUAAAACAUAUGAAUAGACAGAUUCUACCAGAGAUGAUGAAGACGGGAAAUAAAGCUAUUCUGAAAAAGGCUCUUACUUGGGUUUUUCGAAAUACAAAUGGACAAUUUAACCAUAAAUAAGACAACACGGCAAUGAACGUCUGAGGUAAACGAGAGGCAAACGAGAUGUAUAACAAAUAAAGUGACAGGAUCUACUUAAAACGAUCGAGGCGAGUGAAUGUUGUCCACGAGAACCACUUGUAUAUGGGAUUUUUCGACCUUGUCCACCAUUAAAAAGAAAUGGUAGAAAUAGGUGUAUGUCAUUCACGAAGUGUGGUGUAUACAAAAUGUAACAAAGAACAAGUGAUGAUAAAAUUGGACCGUGCCCACCAACAACCAUACAGGAAAAAACAUGGUACUAGUGUGAUCGACGAGAAUCGUAAUCUGUAAGUGGUGUACUUGUACAAUCACGACCUUAUACACAUAUCGAUAUUUCUAGGAUUUUCCCUAGAAGACUUGAUAUCAUUCCGCUAGCGAAAAGUAAACGCUAGAGUCGUGAUAUCCUUUUGGCCCUCGUCACAAAAAAACGGUGAUAUAUACACAAAUACUCAUGAAUAUUUGAAAUUAAAACAAGAAAUAUUUACUGGAACCAACUAUUUAUUACCAGCAAGAAGGCUUUAUUCGAAACGUGAUCAAUAAAUUUGGUCCUUCGAGCAUGUCUUUGUUAAUCAUAAAAUUACGUCUGUCUUAUUAUGAAAUUAUGUAUGGAUAUUUUUUGUCUGUUAAAAGCUUAAACAUUACUCAUACACUGCUUAAAUUUUCAAGACACGGAUUUAUUUAUCCGCCAUGUGAUAUUGAUAUAUGUUACAUAUGUGUUACCUGUCGCUGUAGAUAUAUUGUAA
This is a messenger RNA of Mizuhopecten yessoensis (Yesso scallop), 2694 nucleotides long. RefSeq lists its product as uncharacterized. The record is from RefSeq and is a predicted model, not a curated record. The coding region runs from base 16 to 1542 and encodes 508 amino acids. The transcript has 2 exons. Lineage: Eukaryota; Metazoa; Mollusca; Bivalvia; Pectinida; Pectinidae.